AUGUGGCUGGUCCUCUGGUCUUUAGUCCCAUCCGAGCUCCCCCAUUGGCUGCAGACUGUGAGAACCUCCAGCAAACCCAGGACUCACACAUUCAUAUGGAGAUUAGAGAGUAUAAAUAGAGGAGGGAGAGAGAGAGAGCUCAGCACAGCUCAGAUCUUCUCCUCACAGAGAGCUAACAGAAGAAACACAGCCAUGGCUCCUACAAUCACUGCAUCAAUCAUCAACUCCAACCACCUUCUUCCACUUACUAAUAAGCUGAGAAAGCCAAUAGUGGAGAAGAUGCGUAGAGAACGCAUCAACAGCAGCAUCGAGAAGCUCAAGUCUCUGCUGGGUGGAGAAUUCCUAAAGCAACAGCCUGAUUCCAGACAGGAGAAAGCCGACAUCCUGGAGAUGACAGUUUAUUUCCUGAGACAGCAGCAGCAGUCACACAAGAAGUGGAGCUGCUCCACUGCAGCUGAUGAAGGCUACAGCAGGUGUGUGCAGGAGGCCAUCCACUUCCUGUCUCAGUGUCAAGUACACACUCAGUCCCAGAGAAGACUGCUGAGCCACUUCCUCACCAUGCAGCCUUCCAUGGAGAAGAGCAGAAGUGGCGUUCCUCAGCUCAGCUCUCCAGCCUGCCAGAUCAGCAGCAAAGAGGAGACUCCAGGCUGCAGUGGCCUCUGGAGACCCUGGUAGAGCCGCAUGGACACUUUACCAUUAGGAAACCAACUUACAAAUGCCACAUUGGCAUUAACUACGUUUUCCUAAAUGUGUUUUGUAAUGUUUUUGUCCAACUUUUCAUGGGCAAAGUAUGACAAGGUGCUUUCAUACUGGAAAAGCAUGUGUAGAUUUUUCUAUGACUGUGCCAUAUAUUUACUAAGCAAGAAGCACUGCUGCAUCCUACUUGUUUUUUUUUUUUGUUUGUUUUUUUAUACAUUGAAUGUGUAAUGAAAUGCUCAUAUUGAGAAAUUACAUUAAGAAACUAAUUUUUAAGUGUCACAUUGGCAUUAACUAUGGUUUCCAAAGUGUUGGACAUUUUACAGUUUUGCAUGUGCAAAAUCUAAGUUGCUUUCAUUGCAAGAAAGCAUAUGUAGAUGUUUCUAAGUUUUCAGAAACUAUUACAUUUUCUUCCCAUGCAAGAAGAAUUAUUACAAUCAUCAAGUUUUGAGUGCAUUACUAAAACCCACAUUGGGUGUAAAGUUUCUGCAUUUGUGGAUUGUUUGAAUUUCAAGCAAUUAAACUUUUUCUAGUUUUCAUACAACCUCACUUAUUGUGUAAGAAAGUAUUUUCUAUUUGAAAUAGAAUUUUAAGGUUUUUUUUGUUUGAACUUUUUUUUGAAGGUUUUCAUUAUCUGUACUCUGGAUCCUUGAGUGCAAAAUGUCUGUGACGUUUCCUAAUCUAGCAAAUCCAGCUCCAAUGGAGUAAGAUAGGUAAUCUGGUAAGAGGUAAUGCUGGUGCUGACUUCUGUACAGCAUAAACAUGUUUACAAUACAUUCAUGUGAGUGAGAAAAAAGAUAGUUCUGACUUUUAUUAGAAGCUAUUUACUUCUUUAAUUAUUUAAUUGUACAUUUAAAAAUGUUCAAACUGGAAAUGACUUUGCCUUCAUUAAAGGUCAUGUACUUUAUUGUGUGAGUAUGAAUCACAAUUAUUAUUAAAAUAAUGAAAAUAAAUUCUAAUAGUGCAAUCAG
This is a messenger RNA of Pangasianodon hypophthalmus (striped catfish), 1667 nucleotides long. RefSeq names its product transcription factor HES-5-like. The record is from RefSeq and is a predicted model, not a curated record. The transcript is spliced from 2 exons. Gene Ontology annotation, molecular function: RNA polymerase II cis-regulatory region sequence-specific DNA binding; DNA-binding transcription factor activity, RNA polymerase II-specific; protein dimerization activity. Gene Ontology annotation, cellular component: nucleus. Gene Ontology annotation, biological process: anterior/posterior pattern specification; regulation of transcription by RNA polymerase II; regulation of neurogenesis. The coding region runs from base 1 to 675 and encodes 224 amino acids. NCBI's taxonomy places the organism in Eukaryota, Metazoa, Chordata, Actinopteri, Siluriformes, Pangasiidae.